Molecule: messenger RNA, 1299 nt
Organism: Onthophagus taurus
Lineage: Eukaryota; Metazoa; Arthropoda; Insecta; Coleoptera; Scarabaeidae
Source: RefSeq, a predicted model, not a curated record
AAGUAAAAUGGAUAAGAAAAUAUGCAAAAAACUGCUAGUUUCUACAAUGAGUUCAUUCAUAUAUAAUUUAUUUAAAACUGGUGAAGUAAGUAGAGUAAAAAGAUACAGUUGUUGUUAGAAGAUAUAUCAUUUUAUUUUAUUUUUCAGGACACAUCUGAUGAAGAUGAUGAAAUGACGAUCAAUUGUAUAUUACUCAAUUUAUCACAAAAGGGUGAUAAACCACCACGAAUAAGUGGUUAUGUAAACCAUGUAAUAGAGAAUUUAAGUGACAAAGAAUUUCAUAGUCACUUUCGUAUACCUUACGAAGCUUUUGACUAUUUAUUAGCCAAAUUGUCACCACAUUUACAAAGCCAAAAGCCUGGUCCAGCAAAUGUACCCAGUAAUGUACAAUUAUUAUCGACAAUUUGGUUGUUGGCUACUCCUGAUUCUUACAGAUCAGUUGGCGAAAGAUUCGAUUUAAGUAAAUCAACAUUGUCCAAAUGUUUUAUAAGAGUUGUUAAAGCCCUCUGCAACCUGGCACCCCAACAUAUUAAAUUCCCGCAGAGAAAUGAGUUUAAUUAAUUUAAAGAAAAUGUAGUGACCUAUCUAAAAUCCCAAAUACAAUUGGUGCGAUAGAUGGUACUUACAUAUCAAUCAAAGCACCAAAACAAGAUCCCGAAUGCUAUAGCAAUAGAAAGUGUUUUCAUGGGAUAACGUUACAAGCAAUAUGUAGCCCUCUUUUAACAUUUAUGGAUUCUUUUGUGGGAUAUCCAAGUUCAGUGAGUGAUGUAAGAAUAUUCUCAAAUUCGCACAUUUAUGCAGACAUAAGGAAUAAUCCAGAAAACUUCUUUCCAAAUGGGGAACAUAUAUUGGGGGACAAAGCAUACCCCUCGUUAAAUUGGCUUUUGGUGCCGUAUAUUAACCGGGGAAACUUGACACAAAAGCAGAUAUAUUUUAACAGUCAGCAUGCAAAAGCAAGGCAAAUGAUUGAGAGGGCAUUUGCUCUGUUAAAGGGACGGUUCCGUCGCUUAAAAUAUCUCGAUAUGAAUCGAACAGAUUUGAUCCCCGCAACUAUAUUGGCAGCGUGUGGGUUGCAUAACAUAUCCAUUAUGUUUAAUGAUCAACUUGUUGAACAAUAUAUAGAAGAGGCUCAACAACAAGUAGGUGACAUUGAAGGAUUUAAUGGAGAAAUUCUUCAAAAUGGUUUACACAAGAGAAAUCUAAUAGCUGAAGAAUUGUAGAAUAGUCGGUAACAAACUGCCAAUGAUCAGACUAUGUUAAUGUACUGUUUAAAAUCGUAAUUUAAUAAAAAGUUUAUUU